This is a messenger RNA of Capsaspora owczarzaki ATCC 30864, 3057 nucleotides long. RefSeq lists its product as hypothetical. The transcript is spliced from 2 exons. The coding region runs from base 41 to 2929 and encodes 962 amino acids. The record is from RefSeq and is a predicted model, not a curated record. NCBI's taxonomy places the organism in Eukaryota, Filasterea, Ministeriida, Capsasporidae.
CUUUUUUUGUUUGAUCUGUUUCUUGGCAGUUUUCAUCGCAAUGUCUCACCAACAGCCGCUGUCUAGCACUGGCUCUGGCUCUGGCUCUGGCUCGGGUCCACAGGCGCCCGCGACGGACGUACCAGCAUCCUCAGCACCCACGGCCGCCCCUCCAGCGGCUGCUGCGCCUUCGCUGGCACAGAGCGCAAUGUCUCGGUUUGCGCAAGCGUUUGGCUUUAUCGACUCGUCGCUGGGCAGUUUGCUCAACAACAACAGCAGUCAGUCAAGCAGCUCGAGCGCCUCGUCAGACCCAGCCAAGCAGCAGCAGCAGCAGCAGCAGCAGCAGCAGCAGGCGUCGAAAGGUCUGCCAGCCACCAAGCAGCAGCAGCAGCAGCAGCAGCCUCACUCGUCACAGUCGCCGCCGACAGUCAUUGUCGUUGAAACCGCAGCGCCAACCACCGCAUCUGCGCAGUCGAGCAGCGGCAGGACCAGCGACCCGUCCACAGCUACCACCAGCAGCAGCCCGAUGGCGAGCAAGCCGCGGGCGUCGAGCGGCGAGCUGCCGACGUCACUCUCGGCAGGGUCGAGCAGCGCUGGGCUGCAGUUUGGAAUGAUGCGCCAGCGCAGCAGGUCGGAGACGCGCACCGCCCCGCCCGUCGCACUCAGCCCAGUGUCUGCAACAGCCAGCAGCAGCAGCAGUGUUGGCUCGGGACUGAACACGGUGGGCGCAGCAGCGCAGACGCAGACGCAGAAGCCGUCGUUGCGGUUGAUUCGUGAGGCUCGGGUGGACGAGGUCACCCAGAAUCAGGCUCAGGAUCAGGAUCAGCAACAACAGCAACAACAACCACGGCCGCUCCACCGACACCACCCAGCACAGGCGCCUCUUGAAGUCGAGGCACUGGCGGCAAUGGGCGCCGCGCAGGACGGCUCCACAAAGAGCGCGCGCGACACGCUUCGGUCGUUUUGGAUUACAGCCAAGCAGCGCGAGCAGAAACGCUCAGAGGCAAUGUCGCGGUCUGCGGCCAUUCGUCCAAACCGAAGCAGUGGUAAUCUCAUGUCGCUGCCGUCCUUCUCGGAAGGUGCGCCCGACAAGAUUCGCUUGCCUGACGACAUUUGCUCGCCCUGGGUUGACCGAGAGGCAUUUUCGGAUCACCUGAAGGGCGCGUGCGCACUCCGCGCUGAGCAGGUCGCUCGCUCGGUCUGGCCAGCAGACAACGGACUGUUUGGCCUGGCUCCGGAAAAGACCAAGCAAAUCCUCCGCCAUGGCGUCCCGUACGAGCACCGUCACUGGGUCUGGCCGAGGUUGCUCAACAUUUCACUCGCCGACUUGGCGGCGGUGGAGCAGGCGUACCUGAAUACCGCCUGGCGACUGUUUGGCGAACCCUCAAAGCCCGUCCCAACAAGUACCAAGACGGGCGCUGGCCAUCACAACUUGCACCACGGCACGCAGCAGCACGUGUACUCUGUGCCCUUGAACGAGUCGGCCUCGGUGCGUCUGCAGUUUCACAUGGCAUUGCUCCAAAACGCACCGCUGUUUGGGGCCAGCGCCGCGACCAUCGAUCGGUUUUGGCUCAACCAGUCGGGCAGGCUGAUUGCGCGCCGCAUUCUGUGCGUGAUUGGCGAUGCGCGUCCCGACCUCGUGCACUGCCCCAUGCUGCCUCUUUUCGUGGCCGUGUUUAUGCACUUUACCUCCGAAGCGCAGACAUACGCAUGUGUGAUGAUGCUGCUGAACUCGAAAAAGUUUGAAAACCUGUUCAGCUCGCACAAGCAAGUCGAGACGGUCGGAGGCACGAUUGGCCAACUCGUCGAAAAGUACCUGCCCGAUCUGUCGCGUUACAUUGGGCACAUUGACUCUGAGAAUGAGCGCUUUGAAAUGCUGGUCGACAAGUGGAUUCUCUGGUUUACCGAGCUCUUGCCCUUCCCUGCGAUUUCGGCCAUCAUUGACUGCUACCUCAACGAAGGGCCGAAAAUCCUCUAUCGCGUGUCGAUUGCCAUUCUGGCCGCGUCUGAAUCGCGCGCCUACGAGUCUGCCACCAUGGCCGGCCUGGCCAAGACAGUCACGGACACGGUCAAACAUUUGCAGCGUGUCGACCAGCUGGUCCGCAUGAGCUUUCGCUUGUCCAUGUCGAGAAGGCACGUCGAAGCUGCAGCGGCACAGUUCCUGGACAGGCAAAGCAAAGGCAAGGUGCAAAAGCAACAGCAGCAGCAGCAACAACAACAGCAGCAACAACAAAAGAAGGAGCAGCAACAGGCAGCCACGACUGAGGUGGUGCAUGCACGCGCCACGCGCAGCGCAUCGACCACCAGCGAGAGCGAAGAGGCAGUCCUUGCGCGCGAGUUCUCUCACAAGCCACGCCCGACCAUCCAGGCCCCGAGCCCACUUCCAGGAGGGCUUUCGACUCCGCCUGCACUGGUCUCUGACGAGCUGCUGACAGACGAUGACAUGCAGGUGCUCUGGGCGUGGAUUCCGUUGCGCUUCCGUAUUUCCAACCUUGAGCGUUUGUACACGACCGCGACCGACGGCUACAGCCUCAAGACCCUCUAUCUCAAGUGUCAGGAUGCAGCGCCGACGCUUCUCGUCUUCAAGACGGCCGAGGGCGCCAUCUUUGGUGCGUUCGCCUCGCAUCCCUGGACGGAUCGCCACAACACGCGCGCCUUCUUUGGAAGCGGCGAGUCGUUCGUCUUCACCCUGCGACCGGCUGCUCGCAAGUUCCCGUGGGUCGGCAUCAGCGCUCCUCUCAACAUGAAGGUCGACGACUACUUUUUGCACGCCACCAACGAAAACCUGGUCAUUGGCGGCGGCGGCACGGACAAUGCCAUCUUCCUCGACUCGGAGCUCAAUAGCGGAACCACGGGGCGAUGCACAACCUUCGACAAUGAGCCCUUGACUGGCGGUCCUUCGAGCUUCAAGUGUGUAGUGGUUGAAGCCCAUGCAUUUAUCGAUUAUUGAGUGUUUGUUCUUUUGUGUGUUCCACUCGUUUGUUUGGUUGUUCGUGGGGUGAGCGUCUCUGAUUGUGAGUGUGUGUAUGUGUGAGUAAUUGUUCGUUUGUACCACAAUAAGCAACCUUUUCUUGUUCA